Messenger RNA from Puntigrus tetrazona (Sumatra barb), 1706 nucleotides. It is a transcript of the gene c21h5orf15, whose product is annotated as chromosome 21 C5orf15 homolog. The transcript is spliced from 3 exons. The record is from RefSeq and is a predicted model, not a curated record. Lineage: Eukaryota; Metazoa; Chordata; Actinopteri; Cypriniformes; Cyprinidae. The coding region runs from base 34 to 858 and encodes 274 amino acids.
CUGAACAGAGAGAACGUCGGCGCAUGCGCGCUGAUGACGUCAGCACCGAAGAUGGCGGCGGUGCGGAAGACGGGACUCGGAGAUUUAGCGAUGAGAAUAUUCGCGGUUUUGCUGUCACUGCAGAUGCUUUCUGUGAGCUGCGAAACCGAAGCGCAAGACGUUGUGAAUCAGGGGACAAACGCUAAACCCCCAAUCUCCACUUUAGCAUCUGAUAAGAACCCGAGCGAAAAGAACGACAGCCUUCAGAGUCAAGCGGUCCAGGCGAACGCGACGCAGGCUCCCGAUAUCCCCAGCAGCCCCCAAGCGGCAGCCACGCCCUUCCCGGACGCUCUGCCCUCGACUGCUGAAACCACUCCCAAACAGACCACACCCACCGAAGACAAGCCUCCGGGGCCCACCGGCCCUCCAGCGAACAAGCCCACGGCCGUCUCCACCGCCGCGGCCGACAGAACUGAGAGCGCCUCGGACUACAUCAGCGAGCGGACGUCUCCAGGAGCGGACUUAUCCUUCGGAAUCGAAGAGGAGGAUAAUUUCGAGAAUAGCUUCACCGAGUCGCCUCGAAACAGCGUGAGGAAAGACCCUUUGGACCUCCCGGACAGCUCUAAAGAAUUAAUUGACCGCACAACCAUCUACACCCAGGAUGAAGAUUCCCACUUCUUCUUUCACCUGGUCAUCAUCGCCUUUCUGGUGGCCAUCGUGUACAUCACCUACCACAACAAGAGGAAGCUGAUGCUGCUGGCUCAGAGUCGUCGCUGGCGGGACGGUUUCUGCUCACGCGGCGUGGAGUACCACCGGCUCGACCAGAACGUCAACGAGGCCAUGCCCUCGCUCAAGAUGACCAACGAUUACAUCUUUUGAAGACAGUUGAUUUCGAUUUUGAUACUUGAUUUUUGUCCACACACACACACACGUGGUGUCUUAUUUAAUCAGGGGAGGAGGGAUCGUGUUUUAGCCGUGUGUUCGUGUGCACGAGAAGGUCUUCGGUUCUGCUUCUUGUUCUCCUCCGUGUUUUCUUCUAUAAAGGCAAACGGCCUUGCUCUAAUUUUAACAGUUUUUGAAGAAAAUCAAAUGAAGUUGUGUCUCUGUAAAUAUUUGAUUAUAUACCUGCUGUCUGUUGCGUACGCUCUAAGAAAUAAAGGUGCUUCACAAAUGCCAUAAAAGAACCUUUUUUUGUCUAAAUGGUUCAUGCAGACCUUGCACGAAAGGUCCUUUGUGGAGAAAGAAACUUCUUCAGAUUAUAAAAAAAAGGCAAGGUUCUUUAAAGGAACCAAAAAUGGCUCUUCUAUGGCAUUGCUGUGAGCUCUGGUCAAACGAAGCCGUGCUGUCUCCGGCACAGCGCUAGAUGUGUGUGUUUCUUGCCGUGCAGCCGUUUUUGGGCUGGUCCCUUUCUGUUUGUUUUAUGACUUCAGUGAAGUUCUUUUAUAGGAGCCGGGUUCACCAUUGCCAAAGCUCGGGAGAUUUACAGGAAGGUUUUGUUUUAAUUCACCAAGCAUUGCCCCACGAUUGUAGCAGCGGCAGCAGCAGCCAGAGGCGUCUUAUAUCAGUAUGUGUGUGCAGAUCUGCUGAGAACACACACACAUCACAGCAUCUUCAUCUCUGAUCUCCGUCAGGGCACGUGAAGUGUCUGUGCAUGAAGACAGCAUAUCGAGUCCCUCUUCAAUCAGUAUGAAUUACGCUCAUCAAUAAAGCACCUCUGUAUGCACACA